This is a messenger RNA of Sorghum bicolor (sorghum), 1152 nucleotides long. RefSeq lists its product as uncharacterized. Bases 279 to 797 code for a protein of 172 amino acids. The transcript has 4 exons. NCBI's taxonomy places the organism in Eukaryota, Viridiplantae, Streptophyta, Magnoliopsida, Poales, Poaceae. The record is from RefSeq and is a predicted model, not a curated record.
CUUUCGCAAUCAAACGCCACCAUCACGGCGCCUCGGCGUCGCCACCUGCCCUGCCCUCCCGGCCGUGGGUUCCCACGCUGUCAGUCGCACCGCAAAACAGCCCCUCCGCGUCCCUGUCCCCGUCCCCGUCUCCGGCCCGAAACCGCGCGUGUCGCCCCCGCCCAUAGAGAGCGCAGUGCGUCGUCCUGGUGCUUUGGUUCGCCACCGGAUCACCAACCCAAAUCCUGCUUCUUGGACCGAGCCAGAGAGCCAAAGCCGAGAGCCGAGGAGGGACCGCCAUGGCGACGACGCGGCCGGCGCGCAGCGAUCCGCACCUGCCACCCGAGGAGGCGGCCCGGGUGGAGGCCGAGGUUCGGGACUACUUCGACAGCUUCGCGCCCAGGCGCCCCGCCAAGCCGCCGCGCAGCGACCCGUCGGAGGAUGCCUGCGCGGAACCCGAUGCCGUCGAUGCUGGGGACCACGACUUGCCGGAGCUCCGCAAGCUGCGCGACCUCGAGGCGAAGCCCCAGAAGCUGGUGUUGGACGGAGGAGGAAGAGGGGAUGUGGACGGUGGGGAGGAGUACGUGGAGACGCGGUACUACGAUGGGCUCAUAGGCAUCGACAAGCAGCAUCACACGACUGGUACAGGCUUUAUCAAAGUGGAGAGACCCAAUGGCGGCACCUUCAGUGCGACGACUAACGGCUACUCAUCUGCCAGCUUUGUCCGCUGCACGAGCAAUCCUGCAACAAAUGAUUGGAUACCAUCUUCUGAGACGGUCAUCCCUGCUUCGAACAAGCCCAGCAGGAGCGACUCCUGAGUCCUGACCAGACUUGACUUGCCUUCAAUUCAAGUGCUGUGAAUUGCUUACCUAUCUUUUCAAAGAUAAUAAAAUGCACUGCUUCUGUGUGAUACUAGACUGAUAGUAGUGGAGGACGAGAAGAGGUCGAGACUCGACACUCUAGAAGUACUGGAAGGAAAUCAUAUUGCCGGGCGCAUAGGUUUGAGACGAGAUGUUACUACUUCAACGAAGGAUGUGUACGGGUGCCUUGCUGCACCUGCACACUGCUGUUUGAGUGUUGAUAAUGGACUACAGACCCUGAAUGAAUGUGACUAUGUGAAUUGUUUGGUACUUAUUCGCAAAAGCAAAAGAGAAUAGUUUGGUACUUUGAUGA